AUGUCUGAUUUCAAUUCUCUUUACCAGCAGGGUCUCUACCUUUCGCCUGAGCAGCAGGUUUUACUCAUGGCUGCUCUAAACUCCAACAACCCAUCUCAGAACCAGGUUGAGAACAAGAAAGAUGCCCAGAAUCGUUCUCGCACACAAUCUUCUUCUAACGAUACAUCUCCGUCUAAUAGCAAUGCUUUUGACCCAGCAUCAUCAAGUUACUUUGAAUCUCCACUUUUGCAAGAUGCUCCCGGUUCUGGCCAGUUGGGAUUUGGCACCGACGAAAGUCCAUUCCUCGAUUUUGACCCCGAUGUUGAUUUCGACUUUCAGGGUACCGAUCAAUUGAUUGGCGAUCUUCCUGAGUUCGAGAAUCAUGAAUCAGGUGAUAAGAGGAAGUCUUUCGACGGCGAUGAAGAUGAUUCUAGCAGUGGCAAGAAGAGACGGGAAAGUGAUGAUAAAGACAAGUCCGCAAAGAAACCUGGCCGAAAGCCACUCACAUCUGAGCCUACUACCAAACGGAAAGCUCAGAAUCGUGCUGCACAACGCGCCUUCCGCGAGCGAAAGGAGAAACAUCUCAAAGACCUUGAGACCAAGGUAGACGAACUUGAGAAAGCAUCACAGACCGCCAACCAGGAGAACGGGCUUCUUCGCGCUCAAGUAGAGAGAUUGCAAGUAGAGCUUAAGGAAUAUCGCAAACGUAUUUCUUGGCUCAGUGGAGGGAACGGCCUAUCAACCAUGGCUGCCAUGAGCAACAUGAACUCACGUAAUCUUUCCAACCUCAACAACAAUGACUUCUAUUUCGACUUCCCCAAAUUUGGAGAUUUACCCGGAAAACACAUGUUCAGCAACGGUGGUCAGAACAAGCAAAAGUCUUCUACUCCCUCGACGACGGCCGUCUCACCUACAGCUCAAGUUCCCGAGAAUGGCCGCAACUCACUCAACAGCAAGAACUUGUCCAAGGCCGCAAAGGCUAAUGGGAUGACUAACGGACAAACUUAUCAGAGUCGGGCAAGCGCUAGUUCGGCAGCAUCAAACACCGACUCACCUAGUGCCUCUUCAGAUUCUCAGCAUGGCCAGUCGUCGUCGAUAGGUACUUCGCCCGAGCCGAGUCUGAAUUCGCCUAAUGUUGGAAAGAUGGGUGAUAAUUCGUUUGAAUUUUAUGGAAAUGAAGCUGCUACCAAUUACGGCACCAUUGAUGGUGAGAAAUCCUUCUGUGAGAAGCUGGGCAUGGCCUGUGGCAAUAUCAACAAUCCGAUGCCGGCGGCGUUGAAUAAGAAUAAUGACAAUCCACAAUUACUAGGCCAAUUACAACCCGCUGCAGCUGAUCAGUCUCUCUCAUUUGACUGGUUGGCCCAACAGAAUGGUGGCUCUUUCGMCCCCGUGCUAUUCAACGAUUMCCGCGAGCCACAGGAUGCUAUUUUGUCCCAGGACUUUGGCGCAUUCUUCAACGAUGCUUUCCCAUUGCCUGACCUGGACAGUCCGUUUGGCGACGCCAAUGACGUCACCACCAGCCCUAAGGAUUCCGUCGCUGCCAAGAAGGGUCCUGCACAAGCUGGUCGGAAGCAAGACGAUGAGGAAGAGGUUGUCCCUGGGGAGGAUAAGGCACAGAUAAUGUCAUGCACCAACAUAUGGGACCGUCUUCAAUCUAUGGAGAAAUUCCGCAAUGGAGAAAUCGAUAUUGACUCGCUGUGUACGGAGCUGCGUACCAAAGCACGCUGUUCAGAAGGCGGUGUUGUCGUCUUUAGGAAGGAUGUAGAUGACAUCGUUGGACGUGCCGGCAACGAAAUGCAGUCUCACUAG
Molecule: messenger RNA, 1788 nt
Organism: Talaromyces amestolkiae
Lineage: Eukaryota; Fungi; Ascomycota; Eurotiomycetes; Eurotiales; Trichocomaceae
Exons: 3
Coding region: 1-1788 (595 amino acids)
Cellular component (GO): RNA polymerase II transcription regulator complex
Molecular function (GO): DNA-binding transcription activator activity, RNA polymerase II-specific; transcription cis-regulatory region binding
Source: RefSeq, a predicted model, not a curated record